This is a messenger RNA of Cryptomeria japonica (Japanese cedar), 619 nucleotides long. RefSeq names its product 17.3 kDa class II heat shock protein. The transcript has 2 exons. Gene Ontology annotation, biological process: protein folding; protein complex oligomerization; response to hydrogen peroxide. NCBI's taxonomy places the organism in Eukaryota, Viridiplantae, Streptophyta, Pinopsida, Cupressales, Cupressaceae. The record is from RefSeq and is a predicted model, not a curated record. Bases 33 to 401 code for a protein of 122 amino acids.
AACGACAAGAAUUUGCACCGUUAAGAGGUGCAAUGGCUGCGCGCUCACAGAGAAAUUUGGAGAAUAUUUUAAUUGAUAGGGAAAUUUGGAUAACAACGACAUGCCCGGCCUUUAUAAUCGACAUGCCCGGCCUUAAAAACAACGACAUCAAGGUUCAACUACAGGAUAAGAAUGUGCUGACGAUCAGCGGAGAGCGAAAGAGGGCGGAAGAGGAGGAUGUCAUAUUCAUCCGCAUCGAACGCAGGGUCGGCAAAUUUAUGCGUAAAUUUACCCUGCCUGAGGGCUGCAAUUUGGAGGCCAUUUCUGCCAGCUGUCACGAUGGAGUGCUGAGUGUGACCGUUCCCAAGCUUCCUCCUCCAGAGCCCAAGAAACCUAAGACAAUUGAAGUUAAAGUUGCCUAGACCACCAGCAUUCCGGACUGUGUCUUUUCAUUUCCAAUCUGGUAGUGCAGUCAUAAAUAUGCAUACUGUGAACACUAUUGUGCGUUUAAAUACGAAAUUUAGUGUUUUGGGGUUUCGAGAUUUUAUAUUUUGGCCACCUGAUUUCCUCCAUAGGUGCAGAGAUAUGUACAAGUUUCAGUGAUAUAAUAAUGAAAUAUAAUUCUGCGGAAUUUUUAACC